GCUGGAAGUAAAUGCUAAGUCUGUAACAGUGAAUGGUUGACUGACUCCAACUUAGCACCGUAGUAUCAUCAUUAUACACUUCCAUAAUUCUAACGAUCAAUUUCGCUGUACUGGCUCCGCAGGUCGCGUGGAUACAAGUACGCCAGUAUAGCAUCCAUGCCGAACCAUGCGUGAAUGUGAUGACUUACAACGAAAUUAACCUCUGAAUUCCGUAGCGGUGCGCACAGCGCACAUACAUUAAUUUUGCGAAGUACGGCUCAACGUAAUCACACAGUGCUUCAAUCAGUGCCAAAGUAGCAAUUCAAACACUCAGAUAUAUCAUUGUAUCGCCGCGGAAGUUAAGCAACUUAUCAUUGUUUCAGAUGAAAGUGCCCGCAAAAAGGUUCCUGUUCUUAAACGGGAAUGAGGGGAAGCUUUGCUAGGUCGGUUUGUUCUGUUGUUAUCUGCUGGGCAGUUACGUAUUCAGUAUAUGAGUUUGGUAUGCUCGUAUUCUCCUCCACAUUUCGCUCCUAUUGUGUGUCGACGAGAUCUAAGGUAGUAACAUAUCGAAACACGAUCAAAAGCAAUGUGACAGUUGUUACAGCUUAUUAUAAUAUUCCUUCAAAAGCCGAAAAGACUAUAUAUCUAAAGUGGAUGUCUAACUUUUUAACCAACAUCCCUUGUCCAAUGUACAUUUUCACGACGUCGAAAAUGUUUUUAACGGUGUAUGACAUGCGCAAAAACCUGCUCGAUCAAACGGUUUUCGUAAUAAAAGAGUUUGAGGAGCUCAAAAUGCAUGCCAAAAAAGCUAUCUGGAUGGAAACCAAGCUUAAUGAUACGGAAACGUACCAUACCUGGGAGCUAUACGCUAUUUGGAACGAAAAAUGGGAAUUCGUGAAAGAGGCUAGAGGAAGUAAUAUAUUUGGCUCCCAAUUUUUUGUUUGGUGUGAUAUCGGAUCUUUCCGGACCGAAGGACAUUUACGAUAUUUGCGAAAUUUUCCGAACCCUUCGAAUUAGCAGCAGUUGGCCGAGCACGAGAAGCUUACACUGCUUUUGGUCUCACCAUUCGUGAAUGUGACGAUCGAUAAUAAUGGUAUGCCUCCUCCUGAACUGGAUAACGAGAAUCAUAUAGGAGGCACUGUAGCUGCUGGCCAUGAUGCGGCAUGGAGAAUCUGGACAAAAAAUUAUUAUGAAAUGCAGGAGAAAUACUUCAAGAGGAAACGCAACGCUGGAAAGGAUCAAAAUGUGAUGAAUGCUGUUGUUCUAAAGUAUCCUCAUACUGUUAACCUCGUUAAGCCUAAAAAUUACUUCAACGGAAGCGGGGACCCAUGGUUUUAUCUACAGUACUAUUUUUCGUAAAUUCCGCUACAUAUAUGGAGUCUAUCGACGUUCGCUGUAAAAAUAGUUUUCCAAGGGGGGUCGAUAAUUUUAUACCUCAUCCUAAAUUCAUGUAUGAAAGCUAUUCGUUUCGGCUCUGGGGCGCGAAAAUGCAAUUCAAAAAAUCAAAAUGUUUCUAAAUUAAAGAUUUUUGCUCUUCAACUAACGACAUUAAUGUAGCUUGUUUUAUUGUUUCUGGUAGAGGGUUCGUUUCUCGUUUUUCACCUGUAAGGAACUGCAGUAUUCUAGCAACCGUGCUUGGCCAGUGCACUAAAUAACAGAGACUCUGCACGAGUUAUUCUCGUGAAACCGGCAAACAAAG
Messenger RNA from Paramacrobiotus metropolitanus, 1678 nucleotides. RefSeq lists its product as uncharacterized. The record is from RefSeq and is a predicted model, not a curated record. NCBI's taxonomy places the organism in Eukaryota, Metazoa, Tardigrada, Eutardigrada, Parachela, Macrobiotidae.